AUGUUUGUCAAACUUUUAUUGAUUGCUGCCUUUUUUUCGAACAUCUCCCAAGCAAUGAUCGCUCUACCAUCCGAGUCAAAAGUCUCCAUUUACGACUUCUGCGGACCAAAAGUUCCGUGUGCUCCAGGACACCUCUGCCACGAAGGGUUUUGCAUCCAACAACAAUCAUACGGCAGUUUCCCUUCUUUCCCAAGAUCACUGUUCUAUCGUUCUUUGUAUCGCCGUUAA
Caenorhabditis briggsae is the source of this 228-nucleotide messenger RNA. The record is from RefSeq and is a predicted model, not a curated record. The transcript has 2 exons. Bases 1 to 228 code for a protein of 75 amino acids. Lineage: Eukaryota; Metazoa; Nematoda; Chromadorea; Rhabditida; Rhabditidae.